AUGACUUCAAGUUUAGAAAAUGGGGUAUCACACCUUAAUUUAAAUAAAGAUAAUAAUGAAAUUAAUAAUAAUAAUUUAUCAAAUGAUUCAUCAACAAUAAGUUUAAAACAUGAUUAUAUAGAUAGUCCAUUUAGUGGUAAAAAAGAUCAAUUUGAUCAAGUAUUGGAUGUUUUAGAUUCAACUGGUUUUAUACCUGAAUCAUUAUUAGAAUCAGAAACAAAAUGGUUUUAUGAAAAUUUAGGAAUUGAUGAUGUAUUUUUUGCAAGACUGACACCUGAAGAAAUUGCAAGUCAUAUUCAUGCUUUAUAUUCUUGUAAAGUUCAAGCUUUUGCAAGUUCUGGUGAACAACCUUUAAUUUCUUAUAAAAGAGAAGCUGAAGAUCAUGCAGUAUUUUUUGAUACUGUUGAUAUAUUAGAUCAUGAAAGAAAUCCAUUUGAAGGUAGAAUUGAUGAUUUAUAUAUUGAUCCAAGUAAUACUUCAACAAAUAGUUAUAGAACUGAAUAUUUUUGUUCUCCAUUAAAUUAUAAAACUGAUCCAAUUUUAAAUGGUAUUUAUUCAACAAAUUCAAAAUUAGGUGAGCAAUUAGUUCGAUUAUUUUUUGUUUAUAAAAAUCAAUAUAAUUCAAAUGGACCAAUUUCUGCUAAUGAAACCGAUUUAAAUAAAAUUGGUGAUAAAACUUUUUUAAAAAUUGCCUCACAAAAUACAAAAAGUUUAUAUGAAAAUAUUAUUAAAGAUGUUAUUAAAUCAACUGGUCCAAUUAUAAAACAUUUCCCAAUUGAAAAUAGUGAUGAAUAUAGAGUUAUUAUUGGUUAUAAACAAAAUACUGCUGCAAGAUAUAAUUCAGCAUUAAGUGAUUUAGCUAAUUAUUAUAAGUUACAAACUACAAGAAAAUAUGUUGAACAAUUUGCUAAUGGAAUUACUAUAAUUUCAAUGUAUGUUAAAUCAAAAUCAAGAUCUGCAACAACUGAUUUAUCAAUUUAUCAAGUUAUAAAAGAAGCUUCAUUGUUAUAUUGUAUUCCACAUAAUUUUUUCCAUGAAAGAUUUAUUAAAGGUGAUUUAUCAUUACAAGAAUCAAUUUAUGCACAAUCUGGUGUUAUAUUUGUAACUCAUUUCUUAAAUCGUUUAGGACCAGAAUAUAAUAAAUUAACAGCAUUAUUAGAUCCUUCAAAAUCAACUGAACAUGCUGAAGUAUUAAAUAGUUUAAAAAGAAGAUUAAGAGCAGAGACUUAUACUCAAGAUUUUAUUAAAGAAGUUUUUAAUAUCAGAAGUGAUAUUGUACGUAGAUUAUAUCGUCAAUUUGCUGAUGUUCAUUAUAUCAGAUCAUCAAUGGAAAAAACACUUUCUUAUCAAAGAUUAUCACAAAUUCAAUCAGUUGGAUCAGAAGAAGAAUUUGAAAAUUUACUUAACAGAGAAUGUUCACAGAAUGAACAUCAUGCAAUUGUUUUAAGAGCUUUAUAUGCUUUUAAUAAAUCAAUUUUAAAAACAAAUUUUUAUACACCAACAAAAGUUGCUUUAUCAUUUAGGUUAGAUCCAUCUUUUUUACCAGAAUCAGAAUAUCCAGAUCGUCCAUAUGGUAUGUUUUUCGUUGUUGGAUCAGAUUUUAGAGGUUUCCAUAUUAGAUUUAGAGAUAUUGCCCGUGGUGGUAUUAGAAUUGUUAGAUCGAGAUCAUUAGAUGCUUAUAAUGUUAAUGCUAGAAAUCUUUUCGAUGAAAAUUAUAAUUUAGCUAAUACUCAACAACGUAAAAAUAAAGAUAUUCCGGAAGGUGGUUCAAAGGGAGUUAUUUUAUUAGAUUCUGGUUCAGCACAAGAACGUCCACAAGCAAGUUUUGAAAAAUAUAUUGAUGCAUUAAUUGAUUUACUUUUAAAACAACAUAUCCCAGGUGUUAAAGAUAAUUAUGUUGAUUUAUAUAAUAAACCAGAAAUUUUAUUUUUGGGACCUGAUGAAGGUACUGCUGGAUAUGUUGAUUGGGCAACUUUACAUGCAAGAAGUAGAGGUGCACCAUGGUGGAAAUCAUUUUUAACUGGUAAAUCACCACAAAUUGGUGGUAUUCCACAUGAUGAAUAUGGUAUGACUACAUUAUCAGUACGUGCUUAUAUAAAUAAAAUCUAUGAAAAAUUAAAUAUUGAUGAUGCAACUAUACGUAAAUUUCAAACUGGUGGGCCAGAUGGUGAUUUAGGAUCGAAUGAAAUUUUGUUGUCAAGAAAAGAAAAUUAUGUUGGUAUAGUUGAUGGAUCAGGAGUUAUUGCUGAUCCAAAAGGAUUAAAUAAAGAUGAAUUAUUACGUUUAGCUAAAGAAAGAAAAAUGAUUGAACAUUAUGAUAGAUCAAAAUUAUCUAACGAAGGUUAUAUUGUAUUGGUUGAUGAUAUGGAUAUUAAAUUACCAAAUGGUACAGUUGUAACUAGUGGUGUUGCUUUCAGAAAUGUAUUCCAUUUGAAAUUAAAAGAACAAUUUGGAAUUGAUGGAGUUGAUUUAUUUGUUCCAUGUGGUGGUAGACCAGCAGCUAUAGAUACAAAUAACGUACAUGAAUUAAUUGAUGAAAAAACAGGUAAAUCAAUAAUACCAUAUUUUGUUGAAGGUGCUAAUUUAUUUAUAACUCAAUCAGCAAAAUUAAUUUUGGAAAAAGCUGGUUGUAUAAUUUUUAAAGAUGCUUCAACAAAUAAAGGUGGUGUAACAUCAUCAUCAUUAGAAGUAUUAGCAGCAUUAGCAUUUGAUGAUAAAGGAUUUUUAGAAAAUAUGUGUGUUAAUUCAGAAGCUGGAACCAAACCUGAAUUCUAUCAACAUUAUGUUAAAGAUGUACAAACUAAAAUUGUAUCAAAUGCUAAUGCCGAAUUUGAAGCCCUUUGGAAAUUAAAACAAGACACUCAAAUUCCAUUUACAAUUUUAUCAGAUAAAUUAUCUCUCGCUAUAAAUAAAUUGGGUGAUGAAUUAGCAAACUCCAAGGAACUUUGGGACGAUGACGUUGAUUUUAGAAACGCGGUAUUAUUAGAUUCAUUACCACCAUUAUUAUUACAAAAAAUUGGUAUCGAAAAUGUAUUAGCAAGAGUUCCACAAGCUUAUUUAAGAGCAAUAUUUGCAACUUAUUUAGCUUCAAAUUUCGUUUAUACUAGAGGUAUUGAUUCAAAUCCUGCUAAAUUUUUGGAAUUUAUUUCUAAUUUAAGAAAAAAUUUUGUUAAAAAGGGAUUAUUAAAAUAUUAA
This is a messenger RNA of Lodderomyces jiufengensis, 3195 nucleotides long. RefSeq names its product glutamate dehydrogenase (NAD(+)) (gene GDH2). Bases 1 to 3195 code for a protein of 1064 amino acids. Gene Ontology annotation, cellular component: mitochondrion. The record is from RefSeq and is a predicted model, not a curated record. Gene Ontology annotation, molecular function: L-glutamate dehydrogenase (NAD+) activity. The transcript has a single exon. Lineage: Eukaryota; Fungi; Ascomycota; Pichiomycetes; Serinales; Debaryomycetaceae.